AUACACAGUUUGAUGUCUGAUGGUAUAUGUUCUAUGGGCUGGUGGUAUUUGGGAGAUUUUAGCGGUUAUUCAAGAAAUUGUUCAAUAAAAAAUUAAAUCACUGUUUGAAAUAUUUGCUUUAAACAUAUGAUUAAGUGAAAAUUGACAGUUUGUGAAAAAAUUUUUUAAACAGAAAUGCCGGUUAUUGAAAUUUAUUAAACAGUAUUGAAAGGUUCAAUUGUAAAAUGUAUAUAUUUGAAGUAAGUAAUAAAGAAGACAUAAAGGGAAUCGUGGUUCAAAAUCUAAGAAAUCUCGGUAUUAAACACAGAAUAAAAAAAUACGAUUGUGUGAGUAAAGUACAGGCUACGAAAAAUAUUUGUCAGCCUGGCAAAGUGUUCGGGGUUUCCCUGGUCAGCUUGAGCACGGACGCAGUUUUCCUGAACAGCGGGGCCAUCAUCGAGGUGCCAUCUCUGGUCCUUGAUGCCUGCUGCCGCAUCCGCGAGAACAUCGAAAUGGAGGGCCUUUUCCGGAAGGCGGGCUCGUCCGUGCGGCAGAAGGAGAUCAAGGCGCUUCUGGAGCAAGGGGGACACUUGCAGCCACACCACAAUGUCAUUGACGUUGCCAACAUCCUGAAGAUGUUCUUCAGGGACCUUCCGGAACCUCUUGUACCGUACACGUUUCACGACAUCUUGCUCAGGUGUCUGUUACUGGAGGGAAAGGCAGUGGACACACUUCUCGAGACGUGCCUUCUCCUGCCGGCACCACAUCUCAACGUGCUGGCGUUCUUAAUGGAGGUCUUGAAGGAGGUGGCAGGCCACUGCGCGACCAACAAGAUGGACACUUACAACAUCGCGCUGAUCAUCACCCCGUCCGUGAUGCCGGUGGACGAGAAGCUGGCGCGGCACUUCGCCACGCGGCUUGAGUGCCACGUGAAGGUCGUGGAGUUGCUGAUCCAACACGCAGAGAUCAUCGGCAUGGUGCCAGCCUGCGCGCGCAGCUACGCUGUGCUUGCCAGGCACUCGGGGAGCAGUGACCACUCUUGGCACGGCGACAACAGCAGGAAGAAAAAGAAGAAGAAGCGCAGCAGUUCUCUCACCAGAGUGCUGAACGGCAUCAAGAAGAUGGUCGGCCGGGGCUCGCCAGAGGAGGAGGGGCCACCAGCUGUCCCAGUUGGUGCGCCGGUCUGUUCCACGCCAUGCGUACAGUCUCUCAAGAAGCGCAAGGCAGCAGACGGGGGUGGGGCCUUCUCCAGCAAGAAGAGACGUGAUGUUCUCUGCUCCCUGCCACAGAACGUAGCUCUAGCCAGUCUCCCGUACACCCCCUCCCCUUGCACGGCCAGGGUGCUGACCUUCAGCGCGGGCGGCUCGGCACCGCGCAGAACUUCAAGCAGCCGAUUUGUACGUGAAGUGAAAGUUUUAACCAGCGUACCUGUGAAGGACGAGCCCCGAGGUAGGAAGCCUGAUACCGUAAGAAGAAAGAGAAACUCUAUAGAGCGUUUGUGGGACAAAGUGAAGUGGCACAGCAGUUCUGAUGUUCCAGCAGCUGCCAACUCAUGCAAUGAAAGAGAACUACAUUCGAGCAGCGUUUCCUUCUGCAGUCUCAGUGAAUCAGACUCAACUGCAUCGGUUAAUGUCUGCGACUUUGAGAAAAAACAAUCUACAAGCAAUGAUGCAGAGUCGGACUUCGUAAAUAUUUUCAAGAGCGAGUACGAAGAUAUAAAAAAUCGUGUUACUGCUAUUGAAAGCCACAUUUUUCAAGAACUUGGCCAAGCGACAGCAGCAAAUGGACGUGGCAUUUGUGAACCAUCUGUCUGUCUCGCGUCGCCCGGCAUCAGCGAAGGAGUUAAUGCAGAAUCCGUGCAGUGUGAAUACGAGAAGAUGGUAGAGCAGUCUGUCAAGCUGGACAGUUCUUCAACUGAUCAGCUGGCCAGAAUCCUCGGUCGGGAACUGAAGAUCCGACACAGUCUGGAGAACAAAGUGAUACGUUCACCGAGCGCUCGGAAGAUUGGGACCAUCAGAAGGAGGUCAAAAGAAAACUUCAGAUCAGAACAAGCGAGUGAAGGUGGAACUACAUUAUCAAGAUGCUCUUCUUUGGGUCAGGAUGCUUCUUGCAGGAAACCCAAUACAUUCGAGCAGCAACACAGUCUGAGAAGAGGUCGUCCCAACUCGGUACAUUCCGGGCUUUCGCAGUGCAAUGGUGUCAGAUACAUCAACAUAGAGAACUUGGGAAGUGAUUCUCAGGUUGAUAUGAGGCUGGGUUUUGAGCCAGGUGAACAUGUAUCACGUCAAAGCCCAUUGCCAGCUAACGAUAGUUCUAAGAAGCUUGAGCAUUCGUCGCGUAAAGAUGACAUUCAGGCAGUAGAUGGUGGUUUCCACAGCGACCGCGGCAACUCUGAGAGCUGGACUGAGGGAUGCACGUACUUCAGAGAGGCAGGCGAGGGGUUGGGCGCGUGUCACGCCACGGGCCGGCCAUCUGUGGCUUGGCUGCGGGACGCCAAUGCCGGUGUAGUGAUGGCGAGGACACGACUGUUCGACGGCCGCAGUCCCUGCUCCACGCGCACUCCGACGAGGCAGCGCACACCGGCCCCCAGGAUCAGCCCCAGGAAGCUCGGCACACUGAGGAGGAGAACCAACAAGAGCCCCAGAUCAGGUGGGGGGAGCAAGAGCAAGAGAUCGCCGGCACACGGGGUCGAGGAGUUUAAAGAAAACCUAGAUCUGCCGCAAAUCGUGUACGGCUUGUCACCAAACCGACAGAUGGUCCACAGCACGUUCAGUGAUGAGAAAAGAGUUCUGAAGGAGAAAUCGCCUCUGAAAGAUUCCAAUGCCAUUAAACUGCGGCGUAAGGACGCACAUCCUAGCGAGAUGCCUCACAUAAAGAAACCGUUGCUCAUGGCUUCCCCGGGUUGUUAUGGCAAGACGCCACAGCGCCAGGUCGGGAAAGUGCGGAACCAUACACCUCUAAAAGCGACGACACCCCUGUCGUGCACGCCUCGAUAUUUUCCCAAAAACAAAUAAUUUCUCUCGUGGAAAUCAUAGAAACAUUUGUGAUGUGUAAGCUGAAGAUAUACAUUUGUAAUUAUAGAGGAAUUUUUAUUGUUUUUUUUUUAUUGAAUUGAUGAAACAAAUUAGAAUUUAUUGGCUUUAAAUGUAAUAGCACUUGUGAUGUAAACAUUUUUAUGAAAUAUGGAUGUGUUUUAAUUUUCUGUCAUGAGUUAUAAAAAAAAUUAUGUUACUUAAUAUUUUGCUGUGUGAAUAUAAAUUUCUUGUUUGAACUAAGUUUGAAUACGUACAAUUAUCAAAUUAUUCCAAAUGGUGAUUAUCAAAUUCAAAUAGUAACAGUUGUAAAAAAAAUUAUAUGGUGGUUUUUUAUGUUUUGAAAAUAACUUGCAUGUAAUUUCGUGCAACUAUAAUAGAUAAUUUACAUUCUAGAUUAUAAAUCUUAAACAGAACUAUAAAAAAAUAUAUCUGUCGAGGUUUAUUUUGCAGUAUUCACAAACUGCUUACGUUCCCUUGUUUUUCAAUUAUCUGAACUUGCACCAUGCUGCUAUUUACCUUUACCCUGCAAAUGUUUAAACAAAGUAUGGUUAAUAUACAGGCCCAUUAAUAUACUGAAACACAUAUAUGUUCACAUUUACAUUGUACAAAAAUACUGCUUAACCAUAAGUUUUACAAAAAAUAGUUUUUUUUCUAUGUGAAAAUUGAAUGACAUAAAAAUAUAUACUCACACAUGUCUGUUGAUUAUUGGAAAAAUUUGCUGAAUUUUAUAACUGGGUACAUCCUCAACAACCCAACAAAUUACCAUAUCACAGUCAAAACAAAUACAGUAAACCCCCAAUGUUACGGCUCCAUUUAAUACGAUUAACUCUCUCCACGAUCCCUUUUGAGGAACUGUAGAAAAUUUGUGUUAAAAUGUCAAAGUUUGAACAGAAUCUGCAUAACAUUUGUUGGAAGCACGUGCUGCAUUUCUUUUGGUGAGUGCUGUACCACACAUGAUGUAGUGGACACCUCCCUCCUGGUAUAACCUCAUUCACCCACCUACCACAGAUGUGGGUUCCAUGGCACUAGACAGGUCUUCCCACUGGCCAGCUGCCCGGAUCUUGGACAUGCUACCCUCUGUUUCUGUAUUUACUAAAACCUAAAAAAUUUGUGAUCAUGAAAAACUCAAAAAAAUAAUGCGUAAUACAAUGCUUUGAAGUUGAAACCUUAUUUUCUAGUAGUCUUCUAGUAGUCUCCCCCCACCCUCCUUUUAUGUGUUGUCUUAAUUUAUUCAAGAACUAGCCGAAGUACUCGGUGUUACCCGUACUAAACACAUCAUAAUAUAAGCAACAUCAUUACCGAGUAUAACUUGAAAAACAGGAAAUUUGGAUUUUAAAGUCCUAAUAAUUGCACAAUCUCUGUGCAUCAAGGCAAGUGCAAAAUCCGUGAUGCCAAUCUUAAGCUUUAUUUUAUGGGAAGGCAGGUAACCCCUAGGCAAGACGUGACUGACGCACCAAACGAUACCGCGUUACAAAUUCAAGGCAAUGCAAUCCAUUAAUGAAGUUCUAAACUAAACCGUUAUUAGCGCUUUUAGUUUGUUAACAGCUGCGAGCUUCUUUAAGAAGGUGGGUUUUACCAAGGAUAAGGAUAGGAAGUUGCCAGAUCUCAACUAUAUGACCAUGUGGCAGACAUAGAGAAAUGACACAAACUCACUGUUGGUGUGCCUAUAACCUACUACCUAUGAUUUUCUAUUAUAAAACUGAAUUUACCCCUUUUUCACUCCCUUAGGGAUGGAAUUGCAUAUUUUUUAUGUAGGCUAUGUUAUUCUCCAGCCCAUAAAAUAUCUAUAUGUAAAAAAUCAUGUGGAUCCAUUGUUCCCUGAAAGAAAAACAAACACACUUUCACAUUUAUAAUAUUAGUAGGGAUAGGCUUUUAUUUUGUGAAUAUUAAGUUUUCACAAAUUGCUUGUCAUAAGUAUGUCAAGAACAGUGUAUUAUAGUGAAAAAAUUCAUUAAUGAAAUUUGUUGCAAAUUUGAUUAUGAACACAAAAGGGUUUCUACAAAAGAUUUUGUAUCUACCCAUUUUAAAUUUAUUGGCAAAUUUCCACAUGCCCUGCUGUGGAUCUGUAUUGUCGGAUGUUGGAUAUGGUGUAUAAGAAAAGAUACAUUCGAGAAUCAAUAUAAAUGUUAAAACACCCAGCAAACAUUAAUAGAGAAGAUGGCUACAAAUUAAGCAAAAUAUAGAUCCCACUCUUUAGAAAUCCUCAAAACAUAGCUUCACAGCCAACAUCAGACAAAUCGCUUGAUUGGCAAGACAGCCCAGCCAACCAGAAGAAAGGAAGUCUCUGACUGACCCACAGCAGCAGCCAAUCAGGAAUCACCUUCCCCUCAGGCGAGAGUAUAUAAAGGCAGGACAACUGGUAAGAACCUCAGUAGGUAACUGCUCCCUGAUGAUGGUGACUGCAAUGUCGACCGAAACGUCGGUGAAAUGUUUGCCAAGGACACGGCUACAAACCAGAAGCCAAGCUACUUCA
Messenger RNA from Bacillus rossius redtenbacheri, 5487 nucleotides. Its product is annotated as rho GTPase-activating protein 22-like. The transcript has 10 exons. The record is from RefSeq and is a predicted model, not a curated record. NCBI's taxonomy places the organism in Eukaryota, Metazoa, Arthropoda, Insecta, Phasmatodea, Bacillidae. Gene Ontology annotation, biological process: signal transduction. Bases 225 to 2993 code for a protein of 922 amino acids.